Ostrinia nubilalis (European corn borer) is the source of this 6227-nucleotide messenger RNA. RefSeq lists its product as uncharacterized. Gene Ontology annotation, cellular component: cytoplasm. Gene Ontology annotation, biological process: G protein-coupled receptor signaling pathway. The transcript has 24 exons. NCBI's taxonomy places the organism in Eukaryota, Metazoa, Arthropoda, Insecta, Lepidoptera, Crambidae. The record is from RefSeq and is a predicted model, not a curated record. Gene Ontology annotation, molecular function: G protein-coupled receptor binding; guanyl-nucleotide exchange factor activity. Bases 420 to 6227 code for a protein of 1935 amino acids.
GAUCGGUCACCGGCUGACGUCGGUCUUCCCAACUUUUGUGCGUGUAACUUUUUAGAAAGUUCCCCUUGUGUUGUGUUAUUUUUUGUUUUUUUUUCGAGAAAUAUCUGUGGCAAUGACACUGUGCAGUGUCAGCAGAGUGCAGUGCGUGUGAUCUAAGUGACGGUCUUGGCCAUCUUACACCCAUAUUCGGAUUGUGCUUUGUCGGAGAACAAUCGUUCGUGCCAAAAGCUAAUGAAAAAUGAGCAGUGCAGUGAAUCAUCACUCAGAAGAGUGAACUAGUGUGGAUCCUCGAUAUUUAAUAUCGACAAAAGUGAAGUGAAACUCAUGCACCCGGAUUUCAAAGUGAAGUGAAACCUAUGCAACCAGAUUUUAAAGUGAAGUGAGACCUAUGCAACCGGUCACAAAGUGAAGUGAUAUAAAUGAUCGGAAUGAUGUGGUUCAAGCGUGAACCAAAGCCGGUUUCCGAGAAGCCGGUGGAGAAUGGAGUGGUGGGGAAACUCCGGAGGAAGAAGGCUGUUCUUCUCAAGCCGACUCGUGAGUCGAGCGAGAGGGAGACCUCUACAGAGAGCGACAAGGAGAGGCGACGGUAUUCCGAUAUACUUGAUAUGAAAGUGUCGCUAGAAAGAAGAGAUGAAAGUGAUGAAUCUCUGUACGAGUCAGCAGAUUGCCACAGCGACGCAAUAUCAGCCAGCGAUGAUGCUCUGCCAAGGCUCGGCAAAACACCAACCCUCAGCAAAGAAUCUCUCAAACUAGCAGUUACAGAUGAAGAAGUCGACAUAACUAGAAAUAAGAAAGGACACAGAAAAACCAUGUCACUAUCAAAUCCACUAGAAAUUGUAAAAAAUUUAGGAGAUGAGUGGUUUGAGUCGGCAAAGAAAGAUCUUGAAAAAUGCUCCGAUAAGAAGAAAUCAAGGGAAAGCCUUUGGAGUGAAGAAGACAGAGAUUCCAUUCAUGGGUCCAACAUGAAAUUGGAUCAGAUCAGGAAGAAUAGCAAGAAGGAGGACAAAAGUCAAUCGAAUAGCAGAAAGAGCAGUACCACAGAUGCUCCUAAAAGAAAAAGCAGCAAAGGUUCCUCUGUCAGUGCCUUGAAUCUGUUUAGACGAAAAAAGACACCGACUUCAAUGAAACCGGUUGAAGUUCUAUCAGAAGAUGCCGUAGACAAAGUGUAUAGCAUCGAAGAGAUUCUUCAUUCGACGUUAUUGUUUUUGGAAGGAGAGAAGCGUCACGCAGCUACUUGUGACAUUAAACCUCCGCAGGAAACAGACUCUGAUGACGAACCUCCUACGCCCAAGAUAUUGGGAGAGCAUAGAAGAAGACUGAGCAGACAGACUUCCAGAGGGAAAAGCAAAGUCAGGGGGAAGAGUCAAUCUGUAAAAGUGAACACCCUGAGAAAAUCUCACAGUGGAACGUUGAAGAAAGCGAAAAAGAAGAGCGCCAAGACUCCAUCCAUUGGCAGGAGUAGACAAGCGAGCAUCGUGGAACAGACCCCGGUUCCGAAGAAGAAGAAUUCGGACUCGGUGAAACACAGUUCCUGGUUUAGCAGUUCUAGAGGAGAAUCGAGGAGAGAGGGCUCGGCUGAGGAGCAGACGGCGCCCGAUGCUGACGUGGACACCAGCGACACAGCCGCCAAGGACGUGCCCGACAAGGACAAUAAUUGGCGAGCGCCACCUGCCGCGCGCGGCGUGAACCGAGCGGAGAGCUGCCGCGAGCGAGACGCGCCGCGCCGCGGCAAGCACCGCAACGCCUCCGACCCGAACCGCCUCACCGCGCACACCAACCAUGACCUGGAGCCGGGAGCAGCUACCGCGCCAUCUGGGUCGUCCAGCAGCUCGAGUCUCUCCUCUCGCAGCAACGAGAGCAACACUGUCGCUGCUGAGCAACAAGCGUCCCAGUCUGACUGGUCGGAGGAGGACGAGCCGCUGGCGGCGCAGUGGGCGGACAGCCUGCCGCCGCAUGUACUGGAGGCGUUGCAGCUGUCCUCGCGGCUGAGGAAGCGCCAGGAGGUCAUCCACGAGCUGAUCGUAUCCGAGGGCUCGCACGUGCGCUGGCUGAAGGUCCUCUGCCGCGUGUUCCUUCGUCCCUUGGAGGCGGCUCCUUCACUGCUGCCGGCCGACGAGCUUCGCGCGCUAUUCCCGAACUUGCCCGACGUGCGCGACUGGCACGCGGCGUUGCACGCGCGUCUUCGUGCGGCGAGACACAACGCGCCCUCGCAUCUCGUGCCGUUGAACGCGCUUGCCGACGCCAUGUUGGCCACGCUGGGCGAGCCUGCGUACGCGGCGUGUUUAUCCCGCUUCUGCCGCGGGCAGCGACUAGCAUUAGAGGCGCUACGAGAGCGCCGGCGCAAGAACAAGGAGCUACACCAGUUUCUGGCCACGCGCGAGCAGCUGCCGCUGUGUGGCCGCCUGCAGCUGCGCGACCUGCUCGCCUGCGUGUGGCAGCGGCUAACCAAAUACCGCCUACUCCUCGAAAGCGUGCUCAACACAGUCUGCGAGGAGGAAGACGACCCGUCUGACGUAGUACAACUACGACGCGCGCUCGACGAGGCCAAAUAUAUGCUGCACAGCGUUGAUACCUCCAUCCGAGCUGCUGAGAACGAGCACAGACUGCGCACAAUCCAGAGCAAGCUAGAAGUGCGCGUGGAACGCGGCGCCGGCGCCGAGUGGGACGAGCUCAAGCGGCUCGACCUCACGCAGCAUCGCCUGCGACUCGAAGGAGACCUCAGCCUACGCCACGAGUCCUCUAAGAAGACCGCCAUGCUGGCGCUGAUGUUCGAGGAGAUGCUGGUGUUACUGCAGCGCGAGGGCGACAAGUACGUGCUGCGGCCCAUCCCGCAGCCCUCGCAGCACGCCGCGCUCUCGCCGCUCAUCAAGUGGGACAAAGUCCUGUUCCGGCCAAACGCAGCGGUCCGCAACACGUUCUUCCUGAUGAACAUCAACGGUGUCCAGAUGCACGAACUGUCUGCCAACUCCAACGCUGAUUAUAACACCUGGGUGAACUACAUCCAAGAAGCCCCGCUAGCGAAGGUGGAACUGAAGCAGAGUGUAACUCCCUCGCACCAGGCCAGCCGCUCUACUGACGACUCGGGUAUCAACGUAUCCCGUAACCCAUCGGACGCAUCCGAAAAAUCCAACCUAACGGCCGAAGACACCGAGCCAGAGCGAGACAGGUGCUCGUUAGAACGCGCCGAGAGCGACAGGGACAGAGCGUCUGCUGAGAGGAGCGUGCCGGACAAGGACAGCACGAUGGAGGACAAGGAAAAAGACAAGGAAGAGAAAUGCGAAAAAGAACCCGAGGCCGUGGAGAGAGAGGAAAAGCAUGUCCCACGGCGCCCAACAGUGGGCCGUAUAAGCACGCACGCCAGCAACACUGCGCCGGGAUUAGAACCCACGGGAGCCAUUACUGUGCGUCCGCCCGUCGCCGCCUCCGCUCAUACUGCCGAGACUGCGUAUACCUACCAAGGUCAGUCCCACAGCCCACGCCCAACAGUGGGCCUCGAGCCCACGGGAGCCGUCACUGUGCGCCCGCCCGUCGCCGCCUCUGCACAUACUGCUGAGACCGCGUAUACCUACCAAGGUCAGUCCCACAGCCCACGCCCAACAGUGGGCCUCGAGCCCACGGGAGCCGUCACUGUGCGCCCGCCCGUCGCCGCCUCUGCUCAUACUGCCGAGACUGCUUAUACCUACCAAGGUCAGUCCCACAGCCCACGCCCAACAGUGGGCCUCGAGCCCACGGGAGCCACCACUGUGCGCCCGCCCGUCGCCGCCUCCGCUCAUACUGCCGAGACUGCGUAUACCUACCAAGGUCAGUCCCACAGCCCACGCCCAACAGUGGGCCUCGAGCCCACGGGAGCCAUCACUGUGCGCCCGCCCGUCGCCGCCUCCGCUCAUACUGCUGAGACCGCCUACACUUACCAAGGUCAGUCCCACACCCCAUGCCCAACAGUGGGCCUCGAACCCACGGGAGUCAUCACUGUGCGCCCGCCCGUCGCCGCCUCCGCUCACACCGCCGAGACUGCGUAUACUUACCAAGGUCAGUCCCACAGCCCACGCCCAACAGUGGGCCGCGAGCCCACGGGAGCCAUUACUGUGCGCCCGCCGGUCGCCGCCUCCGCUCAUACUGCCGAGACCGCGUAUACCUACCAAGGUCAGUCCCACGGCCCACGCCCAACAGUGGGCCGCGAGCCCACGGGAGCCACCACUGUGCGUCCGCCCGUCGCCGCCUCCGCUCAUACCGCCGAGACCGCGUAUACCUACCAAGGUCAGUCCCACGGCCCACGCCCAACAGUGGGCCGCGAGCCCACGGGAGCCACCACUGUGCGUCCGCCCGUCGCCGCCUCCGCUCAUACCGCCGAGACCGCCUACACCUACCAAGGUCAGUCCCACAGCCCACGCCCAACAGUGGGCCGCGAGCCCACGGGAGCCAUCACUGUGCGCCCGCCCGUCGCCGCCUCCGCUCAUACCGCCGAGACUGUGUAUACCUACCAAGGUCAGUCCCACGGCCCACGCCCAACAGUGGGCCUCGAGCCCACGGGAGCCACCACUGUGCGCCCGCCCGUCGCCGCCUCCGCUCAUACCGCCGAGACUGUGUAUACCUACCAAGGUCAGUCCCACGGCCCACGCCCAACAGUGGGCCUCGAGCCCACGGGAGCCAUCACUGUGCGCCCGCCCGUCGCCGCCUCGGCUCAUACUGCCGAGACUGCGUAUACUUACCAAGGUCAGUCCCACAGCCCACGCCCAACAGUGGGCCGCGAGCCCACGGGAGCCAUCACUGUGCGCCCGCCCGUCGCCGCCUCGGCUCAUACCGCCGAGACCGCGUAUACCUACCAAGGUCAGUCCCACAGCCCACGCCCAGCAGUGGGCCGCGAGCCCACGGGAGCCAUCACUGUGCGCCCGCCCGUCGCCGCCUCCGCGCAUACCGCCGAGACCGCCUACACCUACCAAGAGCGUCUCCGCCGCCUAGACGAAGGCAUCGUGGCAGCACUAGCGGCCAAACGCGCGCUCGUGGGCCGCGCGCUCGGCGUGCCCGCGCCUGCGCACGCUCAUCUAGCUGAAUUGGCCGUCGCAGAAGCGCUGGGAGACCUUGACAUCAACCGCGAGUUGCGCGUGUCGCGACAGAGCUCCCGCGAGGUCAUGUCAUUCCCCAAACGCCACAUAGUUUCAUUCCAAUUGAGACCUUAUGUACAUAACCUUAAGAGCUACAUUCCCGCAGACAUCAACCGCGAGCUGCGUGCAACCCGACAGAGCUCCCGCGAGAGCAGCGACGACGACGCGCCGCAGGAGCCCGACGUCAUGCAACUGCUGCUCGCCGCGCACGAACAAGCAACCCAGCUAACCGAAGCGAUCUCCAAAGCGUUGACCGUGAACGAAGCCGCGGUCGUAGCGGCGCGCGCGCGUCGCGGCCGCUGCAACAACUGUCGCGGCUCCGUCGUGUCGCAGCAGCCCGUCGUGUCGCAGCACGCCACGACGCCUGUGUCGCCGGCGCCGCAACAGGCCGUCGCGAGCGUGGCCAGUGUCGUGACGCCUGUAGCGAGCCUCGUCACGCCGGCGGUUAGCCGGACCAGUGUUGCAGAUACCCCCGAGUUCGCCAGACCCCUCGAAGACGGCGACCAGUCCCUAGACCGACAGGUGGCGUCGUCGCUGGCGCUGCUGGAGCGCUCGCUGUCCAGCGACGCGUCGUACGACAUGCUGCGCGAGCUCGACGCGACCGCGCAGCCCGAGGCGGCGUCGUCGCUGGCGCUGCUGGAGCGCUCGCUGUCCAGCGACGCGUCGUACGACAUGCUGCGCGAGCUCGACGCGACCGCGCAGCCCGAGGCAGACGCCGGGGACGCGCUCGGCGACCCGCAGGCGGCGUCGUCGCUGGCGCUGCUGGAGCGCUCGCUGUCCAGCGACGCGUCGUACGACAUGCUGCGCGAGCUCGACGCGACCGCGCAGCCCGAGGCAGACGCCGGGGACGCGCUCGAGAGCAACGCAUCAGCAGCGCUACUAGCCGCCAAGCUAACACGACUCGCGUGCGGCGUGCAGAGCUCCCUCUCGGGGCUCAUCCUGGCGCUGCCGCACGACGCGCCGCCGCGCGCCGCCCUGCGCGCCCAGCUGGCUGCCGCUACCGAGCGCGCGCAUCGGUUGCACGCUGCGUUGGCUAGCCAGGCGCCUAAUGCACACGCCACGCUUGCUAGGCAGCCGCCCAAUGGUCUACACGCCGCGCUGAUUAUCCAGGCGCCCAACGGUUAG